AUGUCGGCAAAGGCAUACCUCCUCGAGGCGCCCACAGUGGCGACCACCAAGCCCCCGGUUGCGUUCACGCAGCCAGCCGCGCGCCUGGCGCAGGUGAACCUGUCCCACGUCAACGUGUCCGACUCCGCCGAGCACAUCGCUGACGCGGUGGAGGCGGCGCUGGCGCGUGCGGAGAGCCUGAACCCGUGGCUUCUGACGUGCAAGCUUAGCGGGCUUCUUCUGCUGAACGCCGACUGGGCGUCGGUCAAGGAGUGGAUCCGCGAGCGCGCGGUCAAGGAGGUCAGCGUGGGCAGUAUCAGCGGUGUGCUGAAGACAUUCCUGGUGGAGCCGUUUGUGCCGCACCCGCAGGACGUCGAGUACUACGUGUGCAUCCAGUCGCACCGCGAGGGCGACGAGAUUCUGUUCACGCACGAGGGUGGCAUUGACAUUGGCGAUGUUGACGCCAAGGCAUUGCGGCUGGCGAUCCCGAUCGACCAGCAGCUGCCUGUGGACAGGAUCUCGCAGGCACUGCUGGCGGACAUCAAGAGCGAGACGCAGCUCUACGUGGACCUGAACUUCACGUACCUGGAGAUCAACCCCCUGGUGGUGCUGGAGGUGGAGGGCUCGGCGCCGCAGGUGAUCUAUCUUGAUCUGGCGGCCAAGCUUGAUCAGACCGCGGAGUUUGAGUCUGGCGACAAGUGGGCACGGGCACGGUCAGACGCCACCCUGUAUGGCCUGAGUGGCAAGGCGGCGGAGGUGGGCCCGGCGAUGGAGUUCCCGGCGCCCUUCGGCCGCGAGCUGAGCAAGGAAGAGGCGUAUGUGGCGGAGUUGGACGCCAAGACUGGCGCGUCGCUGAAGCUGACGAUCCUCAACAAGAACGGGCGUGUCUGGACGAUGGUCGCCGGAGGCGGCGCCAGCGUGGUCUACUCGGACGCCAUCGCGGCUCUGGGCUUUGCCCACGAGCUGGCCAACUAUGGCGAGUACUCGGGCGCCCCCUCGGAGACGCAGACAUACGAGUAUGCCAAGACCAUCCUGGACCUGAUGACGCGCACGCCGCACCCCGACGGCAAGGUGCUUAUCAUCGGCGGUGGCAUUGCCAACUUCACCAACGUGGCGACGACCUUCAAGGGCAUUAUCCGGGCGCUCAAGGAGUACAAGCAGGCGCUGAUUGCCAACAACGUGCGGGUGUUUGUGCGUCGUGCUGGCCCCAACUGGCAGGAGGGUCUGCGGGCUAUGCGCGAGCUCGGCGAGACGCUGGGCGUGGAGAUCCGCGUGUAUGGUCCCGAGACGCAUAUUACGGCGAUUGUGCCGCUGGCGCUGGGCAAGGCCUCGGCUGGAGCCACGGGUGCUGGGUUCAAGGACCAGCUGGUCAAGCAGAUCCCCGAUUCGGUCGCUGGCAGCACACCGGGCACGCCUGGGCAGAUGGACGUGGAUCCGCUGCGCUCGGCCACCUCAGCCGCCCCCACCCCGGCGGUACCGCAGCCAGCGCCUGCCCCGGUAGCUUCUGGCGAGGCAGCCCCGUGGUACUCGCCGUUCACAGCCAACACUCGUGCGAUCGUCUACGGCAUGCAGCCGCGUGCAGUGCAGGGCAUGCUUGACUUUGACUUUAUCUGCAAGCGCAAGGUGCCGUCGGUGGCCUGCAUGGUGUAUCCGUUUGGCGGAAACCACGUGCAAAAGUUCUACUGGGGCACGCAGGAGACGCUUCUGCCGGUGUUUGCGUCGCUGAAGGAGGCUGUCAAGCGGUUCCCGGACGCCGAUGUGGUCGUCAACUUCGCCUCGUGCCGGUCUGUGUUCGAGUCGACCAAGGAGAUGCUGCAGUACCAGCAGAUCCGCACCGUCGCCAUCAUCGCCGAGGGAGUGCCCGAGCGGCACACGCGCAAGCUGAUCGACCUGUCGCAGAAGGCUGGCGUGACGCUGAUCGGCCCGGCUACUGUCGGCGGCAUCAAGCCCGGGUGCUUCAAGAUCGGUAACACCGGCGGUAUGAUGGACAACAUUGCGUCGUCCAAGCUGUACCGUCCCGGAUCGGUCGCGUAUGUGUCCAAGUCGGGCGGCAUGUCGAAUGAGCUGAACAACAUCGUCGCACGCACCACCGAUGGCGUCUACGAGGGCGUGGCGAUCGGCGGCGACCGGUACCCUGGAACGACGUUCCUGGACCACAUGCUGCGGUACGAGGCUGACCCGGGCUGCAAGAUGCUUCUCUUGCUGGGCGAGGUCGGUGGAGUCGAGGAGUACAAGGUGGCGGAGGCCGUGCGCAACAAGAAGAUCACGAAGCCUGUGGUCGCCUGGUGCAUUGGCACCUGCGCUGGCAUGUUCGAGACCGAGGUGCAGUUUGGCCACGCCGGAGCGCUGGCCAACUCGGACAGCGAGACGGCCGAGGCCAAGAACGCUGCCAUGCGGGCAGCUGGCAUCCACGUGCCCGACACCUUCGAGGCACUGCCGGCACUGCUGAACCAGGUGUACUCGGAGCUGGUGCAGCAGGCCAUCAUUGUGCCCAAGCCCGAGCCCGAGGCGCCCAAGAUCCCGAUUGACUACGCGUGGGCCCAGGAGCUCGGCCUGGUGCGCAAGCCGGCGUCGUUCGUCUCGACCAUCUGCGACGACCGCGGCCAAGAGCUUUUGUACGCGGGCAUGCGCAUCUCGGAUGUCUUCAAGGAGGACAUUGGCAUUGGCGGUGUGCUGUCGCUUCCUGUGAUGGUUCUGAUGCUGACUGCCGACCACGGCCCGGCCGUCUCGGGCGCCCACAACACCAUCGACCUGAUCUCCUCGCUGUGCUCCGGCCUGCUGACCAUCGGCGACCGGUUCGGCGGAGCCCUCGACGGAGCCGCCGACUUGUUCUCCGGCGCGUACGACAAGGGUCUGACGCCGCGCGAGUUCGUCGACUCGAUGCGCAAGCAGAACAAGCUGAUUCUGGGCAUUGGCCACAAGAUCAAGUCGCGCACCAACCCGGAUCUCCGCGUCACCAUCAUCACCGAGUUCGCCCGCAAGAACUUCCCGGCCACGCCCACCCUCGACUACGCGCUGGCCGUCGAGUCCAUUACCACGGCCAAGAAGGACAACCUGAUCCUCAACGUGGACGGUGCUAUUGGCGUGCUGUUUGUUGAUCUGCUCAGGCACUCGGGCGCCUUCUCGCGCGAGGAGGCCGAGGAGUAUGCCCGCAUCGGCACCCUCAACGGCCUGUUCGUGCUGGGCCGCUCCAUUGGCUUCAUUGGCCAUUACCUUGACCAGAAGCGCCUCAAGCAGGGCCUGUACCGCCACCCGUGGGACGACAUCUCGUACCUUAACCCGGCAGCCGUCCAGGGCGGGAUGGGAUGGGGGACGAUCCGCCUGUUUUUUGCGACUUGUGAGUUGGAAUUGUUUGGGUCUGCCAGGAUGGGCGUGCUCUUUCUAGCAAGCGAAAGAGAAACAAUAAUUGUGAACGACCUCGAGACGAUCAGUUCCUAUGUUCCUUUCAUGUCUCUUCAAAACGACAACACAAAAAACCUGAUCCACGAAGGUAGCCGAAGAGACGAAGAGAACGCCUCUAAUUGUGGCGAGGGCGUCGGCGACGAAUAA
Linderina pennispora is the source of this 3528-nucleotide messenger RNA. Its product is annotated as citrate synthase. The coding region runs from base 1 to 3528 and encodes 1175 amino acids. Gene Ontology annotation, molecular function: ATP citrate synthase activity. Lineage: Eukaryota; Fungi; Kickxellomycota; Kickxellomycetes; Kickxellales; Kickxellaceae. Gene Ontology annotation, cellular component: cytosol. The record is from RefSeq and is a predicted model, not a curated record. The transcript has 7 exons. Gene Ontology annotation, biological process: acetyl-CoA biosynthetic process; fatty acid biosynthetic process; tricarboxylic acid cycle.